AUGAUGAGGUCCCAGAACAUGGUGCUCGCCUUUGGCGCCGCCGUCUGUAUGGGAGCAGCAUAUGUCAUAAUGGGAAACAACGGACAAGGUCUCUUUCCUGCCCCGGAUCCCACAGGUGACCCGACUACAUGGACGCGAGAUGAGCUGCGCAGAUGGCUUGCUGCGAGGAAUUUGUGUCCGGCUGAGAAUGCCACCCAAGAAGAGCUCUUGGAAAGAGUUCAGGCAAACAUGCGCAUCCCGAGGGAGUAA
This is a messenger RNA of Fusarium keratoplasticum, 249 nucleotides long. RefSeq lists its product as uncharacterized. The record is from RefSeq and is a predicted model, not a curated record. The coding region runs from base 1 to 249 and encodes 82 amino acids. Lineage: Eukaryota; Fungi; Ascomycota; Sordariomycetes; Hypocreales; Nectriaceae. The transcript has 4 exons.